Sarcophilus harrisii (Tasmanian devil) is the source of this 951-nucleotide messenger RNA. It is a transcript of the gene MRPL19, whose product is annotated as mitochondrial ribosomal protein L19. Gene Ontology annotation, biological process: translation. The coding region runs from base 42 to 860 and encodes 272 amino acids. The record is from RefSeq and is a predicted model, not a curated record. Gene Ontology annotation, cellular component: mitochondrial large ribosomal subunit; ribosome. The transcript has 6 exons. Gene Ontology annotation, molecular function: structural constituent of ribosome. NCBI's taxonomy places the organism in Eukaryota, Metazoa, Chordata, Mammalia, Dasyuromorphia, Dasyuridae.
UCCCAGUCACGUGCCGGGCUCUUCUUCCCCAUCCGGGAAACAUGGCGGCGCCCGUGAGCUCGGCGGUCGCCCUCCUCCGUCUCCGCCUCGGGGCCGCGCCCCGCGCCCCCGCCCGCCGUUCCCUCUGCAGCCCCGGGGGCUUCCAGCCCCCCCCCAAGCCGGUCAUCGCGGACAAGCAGCAGGAGCCGGAGCCGGCGCGCAGGUUCUUGAGCCCGGAAUUCAUCCAUCCCCGGGGGCGCACGAACCCCAUCAAGUUCCAGCUGGAGCGCCAGGACAUGCUGCGCCGGAGGCGGGUUAUCCACAUCCCCGAGUUCUACGUGGGGAGCAUCCUGGCCGUCACCUCGUCGGACCCUCACGCCAAGGGCAAAACCAGCCGCUUUGUGGGCAUUUGUAUCCAGAGGUCGGGUUACGGCCUGGGGGCCACCUUUGUGCUGCGGAACAUCAUCGAGGGCCAAGGUGUGGAGAUCUGCUUUGACCUGUACAGCCCCCGCAUCCACGAGAUCCAGGUGCUGCGCCUGGAGAAGCGGCUGGACAACAACCUCAUGUACCUGCGGGAUGCCCUGCCCGAGUACAGCACCUUCCCCCUGGACAUGAAGCCCGAGACCCUGGCCCCCGGCCAGGAGGUCCCUGUGAAUAAGCUCCAAGUCCGCAUGAAGCCCAAGCCGUGGUCCAAGCGCUGGGAGCGCCCCCAGUUCCAGAUCCAGGGCAUCCGCUUUGACCUGUGCCUGAGCCCGGAGCAGCUGCAGGAGGCACAGAAGUGGGCCCGGCCCUGGGAGGAGUUUGACAUGAUGAGGGAGUACUGCACGGCCGGGCUGGAGGCCAAGAUCUGGCAGGAAAUAGAGGCCGCCCGCAAGUCCUAGGGCGCCCCUGGCUUUGGGGGCUCAAAGGCUUCUGGGAGAGGGGGGGCUCAGGGGGCACACACCAAGCUGUACAAUAAACAUUUAUUAAGCA